AUGCAUCAUGAAAAAUUGAUAAAACAUGGAACAUUAAUUAAAAGCAAACGUUUUGGUUGGGGAGGAGACAAAAAAAGAAAAAAACGAGAAUCACAACGCGACCAUAUUGUAAACAAUGAAAUUGAUGAGUCAAUCAAUGUCAAUGAACUCAAGGUGAAUAAACUUGCGAUGCUUAAUUUUCUUGAGCUUAAAACUAAACAGCGACGGUUUUAUAUCAAUUCGACCCAACAUUUUGAAUAUCAUUCAAUUAAAGUUAUGCCAAUAUUAAGCCCUAAACAGAUUAUCUUAAAUCUUCGAAAAGUCAUUUUUCAUAUUCAUCCGCCCAUUCGAUUUCAGCCUGCUGCUUGCUUCAUAAAUCACUUAGAGGAUAUCGCCGCAAAAUGCUUUCCGUUAGCUUUGAAAAGGCCUUCAAUAUAA
Messenger RNA from Clunio marinus, 417 nucleotides. Lineage: Eukaryota; Metazoa; Arthropoda; Insecta; Diptera; Chironomidae. The record is from the annotation of a GenBank genome assembly.